Molecule: messenger RNA, 1224 nt
Organism: Aegilops tauschii subsp. strangulata
Lineage: Eukaryota; Viridiplantae; Streptophyta; Magnoliopsida; Poales; Poaceae
Source: RefSeq, a predicted model, not a curated record
AUGAUUGAAACUUACAAUGUGGGUGAGGUGAAAAUUUUCCAAGACAUGUGGGAAGCAAGGAAAAAAUUUGUGCCAGUGUACUUCAAGACAAAGUUUUUCCCAUUCAUCCAAACAACAGCUAGGAGUGAGGGCACAAAUGCUUUGUUCAAGAAGGGGGUUGGUGCACAGUUCAGCAUGACAAGCUUCCUACGAGAAUACCAGAGAAUACUAGACAACAUCCAUGCAAAUGAGGAUGAGCUUGACCAUAAUGCAAAGCACAAAAAAGUUUCCUGGAAAUCAUUCAACACUAAGUACUACAUCGAGAGACAAGCACACAGCCUGUACAACAUAAGCAUCUUCAGAAAAUUUCAGCUCAUUCUGAAUGAUGUAACAAGACUGCAAAUUAGAGAAGAGGAAAAAAUGAAACUAUACAUGGUGUACCAGGCAAAGAACUACUACAAACAAGAACACGAGACAAGGCUUUAUGUGGUGCAAGUGGAUACUGAGAAAGAAGAUUACUCCUGCAUUUGUUGCAAGUUUGAAAAGGAUGGCAUUUUGUGUUCUCAUAUUCUGAAAGUGAUGGUGCACCUUGAGGUGGAUAAGAUACCAGACAAAUACAUAAUAGACAGAUGGAGGAAACAAGGCAAGAAAAUGAAUAAACCCAAGGAGAUUCCACUCAUAUUAGAUAAUGACGAACUGAGAUACAAUGUCCUAGGGAUGAAGCUAAUGGGGCUUGGUUCAAACGCAUCAAAGAGUCAAAGGAAGUUUGAAUACCUGGUAUCAGAAAUGUUCAGGAUUCAACAACACUUAAUUGAUAUGGAUAGAGAAGGAGAAGAAGAGAUGGAUGGGCAAGGAGAACAAACAGAGGAGAGCAACAGAUCCAACAAGACAAUAGGCACACUGACAACUAUGGUGCAGAGUGGGGGCAGCAAUUCAACUGUUGGGCUAUUGAAUCCUGAUAAGGCACACACAAAAGGGCGCCCACGAAUGAUGACCAUACAAGAACGCAUAAAAACCAAGACAUUCUACAAGUGCAGCCACUGUAAUGAUCCGGGUCACACAAAAAGGAAAUGCACUAAUCUGGAUAAAGUAUACGAUAUCCCCAAAAAGAAGAGAUCUAGGAAGACAAACCAGCCAAGCACGGCUGAUGGAGGGCAAGGACGGCAGAAUGCUAGGAGGGAAAAGAACAAAGAGAUCUACGCUACCAACAUACCUACGGAUGAGGUCUCCCAACUGCAACAAUGA